Triticum aestivum (bread wheat) is the source of this 591-nucleotide messenger RNA. RefSeq lists its product as uncharacterized. NCBI's taxonomy places the organism in Eukaryota, Viridiplantae, Streptophyta, Magnoliopsida, Poales, Poaceae. The record is from RefSeq and is a predicted model, not a curated record. Bases 174 to 446 code for a protein of 90 amino acids. The transcript has a single exon.
CGGCCCCCUCCCACUCUUGCUCCCAUCAACACAAAUCAGCGUCAAUUCAGCGAGAUAGUUCAAGAGGAUCAGCUCUGCCGCAACUUCGCAAGUCCACUACUGCCAUACAAAAGGAUCACAAUUCAGUAUCCUCGCCAGCAGCGAAGCAAGAACAAGGAGGAGGAGGAGGAGAGAUGGCUGCUCCGGUGAAGGCGUCGUGGAUGGUGGCCAUGAGCGUGGGCGCCGUGGAGGCCCUCAAGGACCAAGCCAGGCUCUGCCGAUGGAACUACGCGCUCACGUCCAUCCACCGGGCAGCCAAGGCCAGGACCAACGUCCGCGGCAGCGUCUCGCAGGGCCCCAAGCAGCUUCCGGCCUCCGCUGCGGCUGUGGCGGAGAGGCGGCGAGCAGAGAAGGCCGAGGAGGGGCUGAGGACAGUCAUGUCCCUCAGCUGCUGGGGGCCAAAUUAGGGGUAUUAGUAGCUUAGGGGUGUUGUGUUCGUUGCAACUUGUGCUUUUGCGACAACCCCAUGAUCGUUUGUAAAUACAGCACGAUGAUGUUGAUGAAAAAUUCGGCUAUGAUGAUGUUGAAAAUUUUGGCUAUGAGUUUAUAUCA